This is a messenger RNA of Rhipicephalus microplus (southern cattle tick), 1575 nucleotides long. Its product is annotated as ornithine decarboxylase. Gene Ontology annotation, cellular component: cytoplasm. Lineage: Eukaryota; Metazoa; Arthropoda; Arachnida; Ixodida; Ixodidae. The record is from RefSeq and is a predicted model, not a curated record. Gene Ontology annotation, molecular function: ornithine decarboxylase activity.
GCCUCGCCAUAUCUGCGCCCCUUCCAACUGUUCCGCUGCUCGUCCUGUCUACUACGCGCGCACGGUAUUUCAUCGUUGUUGCCACCCAAAAUCCAACCAUUCCGUCCCUAAUCAUCUCCGGCGGCUGGGACGCUUCUCCCAAGGGGGGCCUGACCGCACGGGUCCGCCUGCCCAAGAUCCGCAUUAGCGGAAGCGGACCGCCUUGGGACGAGAGCUGAGGCUAUGAAGACGUGCGAGGUUGUGGACCCCAUGGUGGGAUCCGUCAGCAUGGUUCGUUCCAUCACAUCAAACCCGGACAAUGAUCAGCCAUUCUUCGUCGUUGACGUUGGUGACAUUCUGUACAAGGUGAAAGUCUGGAAGCUGAAGAUCCCGCGCGUCGAGCCCUUCUACGCUGUCAAGUGCAAUGGCGAUCCAGCCGUGCUGGAACUCCUGGCGGGCCUGGGGUUGGGUUUUGAUUGUGCCAGCAAGGCCGAAAUUGACACCAUUCGGGCAGUGGGAGUGGCCAGCAAUCGCAUCAUCUAUGCCAACCCAUGCAAAACCCGCUCGUUCAUCAAGCAUGCUGCGGCCGUUGGUGUUGACCUCAUGACCUUUGACAACGAGUUGGAGCUGUAUAAGGUGCGCGAGCUGUACCCAGUGGCACGCCUGGUCCUGCGCCUGCGCGUUGAUGACUCUGGUUCUGUCUGCAAGCUGGGCCUGAAGUUUGGCUGCGAAUUGGAUGAUGCACCGCAUCUCCUGUCUGUGGCCCGCAAACUUGGCCUCUCUGUGGUGGGCGUCAGCUUCCAUGUGGGGAGCAACAGCCACGAGCCCCAGUCAUUUGCACGUGCCAUCGAAAGUGCUCGUCAGGUGUUCGACCAAGGACUUGCUCUGGGCUUUCCCAUGACUCUGCUCGAUAUUGGGGGUGGCUACCCAGGAGACCGGGGCUUCCAGAAGCUCUUCGACCAGAUUGCCUACACCAUCAACACCAGUUUGGCAGAACAUUUCCCAGAGGAGAGUGGGGUUCGGGUGAUUGCAGAACCGGGCCGCUUCUUCGUGUCGUCGGCAUUCACGCUUUACACGACAGUGAUUGCCAAGAGAGAGGCUGGCGAUCGGCUCAUGUACUACCUGAACGACGGUGUCUACGGCUCCUUCAACUGCACAGUUUUUGACCAUGCAGAGCCGGUGCCCUUUGCACUGAACAGCAGCGAUGGCCCUCGGCGUCUCUGCUCCCUCUGGGGACCAACGUGCGACUCCAUGGAUCUUGUGCUGGAAGACGCCCUGCUGCCAGAGCUUCAGACAGGCGACUGGGUCGUCUUUGAGAACAUGGGUGCCUACACGCUGUGCGCUGCGUCAAACUUCAACGGCUUCCAAGCGCCAGAGGUCAAAUACACUCUUACAUAUCCCACCAUGGUGCAGCUGCAAGGCAUGGCGUUCUGGAAUAACCUCGCUCACCACCUGGGCACAGCUGUGCAGCAGACAGCGGACACAUGUGGAACAACUCCGGGACAGGGCGCGGGGGCGGCGUUGGACAAGGCGCCGCCCCCGCUCGCGGAGGUGCAUGGCUGAAGCCCAAUAAAAAAAAAUUAUAAAAGUGGCACA